AUGGAACAAGCACGUAAUUGGAUGUGGACAAAGCGAAAACAUUGUUUGAAUUCUCCUUUUUUAGCAUCAACCAAUCCUUCAUAUGGUGAUUCAUGGGAGGAACAAGCUUUUGCAGAAGAUGCAGCCGGAACUCUUGGAGGGUGUAUAUGGCCUCCAAGAUCUUACUCUUGUAGUUUCUGUAGAAGAGAGUUCAGGUCUGCUCAAGCGCUAGGUGGUCACAUGAAUGUCCACAGGAGAGAUAGAGCCAGACUGAAAGAGUCUCCAAGUCCACAAAAUGAAAUUCUCAGUCAUGAAAAUAGUUACAACCAUAUUCUGAAUCCUUGUACAUCUUUGGAUCUUCAAUACCCAUCACAAAUUUGUACCUUGUUUUACAACCCUAAUUCUGAUCCUGAUCGUGGAGUAUUUCCACCACCUUCCUCACGUUCUAGGGUUCAACUAAUUCAAGCUCCACCUACACUAACAAAUGGUGAUGAAAAGACCUUCGUCUCUCCUUUCUGUCCUUCUAUUUUCAAAGACUACCACAAGAAAACCUCCAUAUCAUCCUCUCCAUGGGGGUCAAACGUCGCUGUUGACAGAAACCUCCAUGUCUCGGAUUUAAAGGAUGAAGAAAAGAAUUCAAAAACUUUUGAGUCAAACAGUGGGAUUAGUGAAGAUUAUAUCACAACGGAUUUGUCUGCAAGCUUGGAUUUGGUUGUUUGUCGAACUCUUUCACCUCCAUCACCAUCUGGUGCAAAGGAGGAGGCUUUAAGUUUCAAGAGGAGGAGAACUGAGGGCAUGACAUUACCUUUCUUGAAUAAACCUAGUACAGUUGAUAGACAUCAUCACCAAUCAGAGGUACUUGCACCCAGCCGCCCUAGCUCCAUAGAGGAUUUGGAUCUUGAGCUAAGGCUUGGUACGGCCUAA
This is a messenger RNA of Ilex paraguariensis (yerba mate), 903 nucleotides long. NCBI's taxonomy places the organism in Eukaryota, Viridiplantae, Streptophyta, Magnoliopsida, Aquifoliales, Aquifoliaceae. The record is from the annotation of a GenBank genome assembly.